Heteronotia binoei (common prickly gecko) is the source of this 2473-nucleotide messenger RNA. RefSeq names its product G protein-coupled receptor 156 (gene GPR156). Gene Ontology annotation, molecular function: G protein-coupled GABA receptor activity. Gene Ontology annotation, biological process: gamma-aminobutyric acid signaling pathway; G protein-coupled receptor signaling pathway. Gene Ontology annotation, cellular component: G protein-coupled receptor heterodimeric complex; membrane. The record is from RefSeq and is a predicted model, not a curated record. Lineage: Eukaryota; Metazoa; Chordata; Lepidosauria; Squamata; Gekkonidae. The transcript has 9 exons. The coding region runs from base 7 to 2463 and encodes 818 amino acids.
GCCUGGAUGAUGUGGUUAAGAGGUGGCUUUGGAUGCGCAGUGGAGACAGAGCUCAAUCAUUCUAACCCAUGUGAAGGCAGCUGUGGGAGCCUAGCGCAUCAGAACAUUACGGCGCAGGAUUUCUGCACUAUAACAAUUUCAUCGUCCGACAGCAGCUGUAAGAGCUUCCCCAUUCCCUCAGCUGUUCUUCUGGGAACUGUGUGGAUCCUCCUUACAGGCGGAAUCCUGCUUAGCUGCUUCUUUCUCAUCUUCACAGUUCGCUUCAGGAAAAAUAGGAUUGUGAAGAUGUCCAGUCCCAACCUGAAUGUCGUGUCCUUGCUGGGCAGUGGCUUGACCUACGGCAGCGCUUACCUCUUUGGGAUCGAGAAGCAAAAUCUGUUGUCCAAGCCGUACACAGAGAUGCUCAUUCAGAUGAGGAUCUGUUUGCUGUGUGUUGGGAGCUCCCUGGCCUUUGGCCCCAUCCUGGGGAAGAGCUGGCGACUGUAUAAAGUGUUCACGCAGCGGGUCCCAGACAGGAGAGUGAUUAUCAAAGACCUGCAGUUACUGGUGAUGGUGGGGGCGUUAGUGGGGGCCGACGUUGUCCUGCUCUCUGCUUGGAUCUUCUUGGAUCCUGUCCAGUGCCUACAAAACCUCAAUGCAGAGCUGAAGGUGACCGAGAAGGGCCUCACUUGUGUUGCGCACCGAGGAUACUUCUGUAUGUCUCUGUAUUCUGAUCUCUGGCUUAUUCUCUUCGUGGGAUUUAAGGGCCUCCUUCUGAUGUAUGGGGCUUACCUGGCUGGCCUGACAUACGAUGUCAGCUCCCCACCAGUCAAUCAGUCCCUGACGCUCGUUGCUGGCAUUACUGUCAUAUUUCUGUCCGGCGAAACUGUGCUGGUGGCAAAUCGUUUUUUCCAUUCGUGGCACAACCUGGUUUUCGGAGCCACCUCGGGAGGGAUCUUUGCCUCCACGGCCACCCUAAACUGCUUGAUCUUUAUUCCUCAGGUCCGGCAGUGGAAAGCCUUCGAAGAGCAGCAUGAAAACCUCAGCCAGGUGGCCAGGUUCUUCACGAGCUCCAGCAGGAACUUCCACUCCGUGGUGUACAGUGAGGACGAGAUCUGCCAGCUGGUGGAGGAGAAGCACGCCAUGAUGCAGCUGCUGGCCGAGAAAGAAACGGCGAUCGCAAGCCUGCAGGAACAAGUCAACAGCGCAAAGGAGAAACUGACCAGACUCGUAGCUGCAGAAGACAAUCGAGUGGCUGCAGACUCUCCUUUUCCCCCUACCUCUCCGUGUCCUCAGGAUCGCUCUAUGGCCAUUUGUUCUUCUAGGGCAGCGGAAGAGACCCCAGCAGACCUUUCUUUACCCGGCCAGGAGCAAAAUCCAUGGCAAUGUUAUUCCGUGUUUUCAAAUUCGCAGUGUGCCCCGGGGUCUUCUAACAAAAACGACUACGUUGAUGAUCUAGAACCCGUCGGUCAGUGCAGUGGACCGCCAGAGGUUACCGAUAGGCGUAGACCAUUGAGCAGGGCUGAAAAGUUUUCCGACCGUUCAGGCGGCCCAAAUGACCGUGACGAAUGGCUCUUCCAAUAUGCCCCCCCGCUUGGCGUGGGCACCCUCCGAGAACCACACGGGGACAACUCCUCCACACCGAGGGGGGGAGCGGAGCAAGCCCCGGUUUGGAAGCAGCUGCCGGGGGUCAGCUACGUCAGCAGGGACAAGCUUCGGGAAGUCUUGCAGGAGCUGAGCGCGGAUUACAGAGCCGGCAGCCAGACUUUCCCCAGGGGCCUAGAGCAAAGCGCCGCGCUCGAAAGGAGCGCAAGAUGGUGGCCACGAGACAGCCGAGCCAACACGCUCACGAGGCUUACCCCGUAUGAGACGAGGCCGGAGGGGAAAAUUCCUACUUGCCUGCCUGGGUCUACAGUCCCUGGUACUUGGUGUAUCAUAAACAGAACAGCCAGUAGAAUGCAGAGGAGUCACCACAAAUCCGAUGACUUUCCCUGGGCCACGGCUAGCGACACGACUGAAAGGCAUUCUUUACACCAGUCGUGCUCUUUGCCGUCGUCGGCGUUUAAGGGCAGGCUUCGUGAUCAGUCUGAGAACCGGUCGGGACGUCCCAGCAGAGACGAGAAGGGCCGGCUGUUAGAAAAGCACCCCGUGGAAAACGUUGCACCUGAACGGCAUCCCGGAAGCCCCAGGACAUUCCCUCACCAGCCGCAGGAUUUUGCAAGGUACAUGCCGCGUCUUUAUCCGGAUUCCGACUCCAGCGGCGGCAGCAGCACCACCACCACCUCCUCCUCUGGGGGUGGGAUGCGCUGCCACCACAGACACUGUUGUGAAGGUUGCCACCGCAGCCUGUCUUCCUCUAGCAGCAGCUGUAGCACAGACACAGACAGCGAGCCAGGCAUCUCUGGAUACCACUGGGCGAACCUGCUUGGUAAACCUCAGCCCGUUGUGAACUUCAACGAGGAUUUAGAGCCCACCUAUGUGUGAAGGCCUGGGG